Messenger RNA from Vanrija pseudolonga, 1536 nucleotides. Its product is annotated as Fujikurins efflux protein. Gene Ontology annotation, molecular function: transmembrane transporter activity. The record is from RefSeq and is a predicted model, not a curated record. Gene Ontology annotation, cellular component: membrane. The coding region runs from base 1 to 1536 and encodes 511 amino acids. NCBI's taxonomy places the organism in Eukaryota, Fungi, Basidiomycota, Tremellomycetes, Trichosporonales, Trichosporonaceae. The transcript is spliced from 5 exons. Gene Ontology annotation, biological process: transmembrane transport.
AUGGACGACGCCCCCGACCCCGACGAAAGCCACGCCCACUCGGUCCGCGCGCGACGCCCGUCUGCGCCCGCUGCUGCCGAGACGUACGGGCUGAGCACGCUCACGCGGCGCGUGUCGUCCGUCACGCGCGAGGACGGCGCGCUGUCGCCGCUGGCCCGGAUGACCCCGCUGGCGAAGUACGAGCCUGCGCCCGGGCCGUCGCUGCCCCCGUCGGCGGCGGCGUCGGCGACCGACCUCGCCGUGUUCGACGAGGAAGAGGACCAGGAGCUGGGCGACCCGAGCAGCAGCGACGAGGAGGCCGCGCGCAUCCCCGCCCUCCCGCCAAUCGACGGCGGCACGCCCGCGUACGCCUUCCUCCUCGCCGCGACGACCAUCGAGGUCAUGGUCUGGGGCCUGCCCUUCUCCGUCGGCAUCCUGCAGGCGUACUGGCGCGACAUGUUCCCCGAGGAGCAGAGCACGGUGACGCUCGCCGCGACGCUGCCGAACGGGAUACUGUACUUUGCGGGUGCUGUGGUCGGGCCCCUCCUCACCGCCAUGCCGUGGUACGAGCGCCGGAUCCAGCUCGCCGGGCUCGUCGUCGCGGCCAUCGGGCUCGUCAGCUGCGGGUUUGCUACCAAGGCGUGGCACCUGGUUGCGACCUUUGGCUGCCUGUACCCCUUCGCCGUAGCCCUCUACUUCCCCUGCCCGCUCAUCCUCUUCGAGUGGUUCCACGCCAAGCGCGGCCUCGCCUCGGGGAUAAUGUACGCGGGCACCGGCGCGGGCGGGACAAUCUUCCCGUUCAUCGUGACGGCGCUGCUCAGAAGGAUAGGUUACCGCGCGACGAUGAUCACGCUCGGCGUGCUCUUCGCGGCCGUGUGCGCGCCCGCGCUCCUCUUCGUGCGCCGCCGCGUGCCCGUCGCGCGGCCGCCCAAGUCGAGCCCGCGCCGCAUGCGCGUCAAUACCGUCGACUGGGGGUUCCUGCGCACGCCGGCCCCGUGGAUCGGGUUCGUGUUCGUCACGCUGUCUAACCUCGGCAACAUUAUUCCACUGGUCUGGAUGCCGACGUUCGCGACGACAGUGCACGCCAACGGCACGUUGCUGGUGUCGCUCAUGAAUGCCGUGACGAUCCCCGGCUUCCCGCUCAACGGAUACCUCUCCGACCACCUGCCUGCGCGCCUCGCCAUCCUGACCUCGUGUGUCGUCGCGGCGCUGAGCAGCGCCCUUCUCUGGGGCUUUGGCACGCAGCCGGCGGCGCUGUUCGCGUUCACGCUCGUGUGGGGCGCGAGCGCGGGGUGCAUGACGGCGUUCUGGUCGCGUCUGAUCACGACGAUAUCUGACGGCGACCCCCAACUCCCCAUGCUCGUCAUGGCCAUCUUCUCGUGCCUCAAGGGCGUGGGCAGCCUCACCUCCGGCCCCGUGUCCUCUGCGCUGCUCAAGCUCGAGCCCUGGUCUGGCGCCGCGGGCGCAUACGGCGCGACCAACUAUGGCGGCCUGUUCCUCUACACCUCGGGCAGCACGCUGCUCGGCGGCCUCGCUGCGAGCGUGUUCCCCAGCUAG